Paramuricea clavata is the source of this 15932-nucleotide messenger RNA. The record is from the annotation of a GenBank genome assembly. NCBI's taxonomy places the organism in Eukaryota, Metazoa, Cnidaria, Anthozoa, Malacalcyonacea, Plexauridae.
ACAGGUGUGAUUUCAGUCUCUGGUAAACUGGACAGCCAAGAGAAAUCUCUAUAUUCACUUCAGGUGAUCGCAACAGACCGUGGCAUUCCUCAGGCGAUGAUUAACUCUACUGCAGUAAUUGUAAACUUGACAGAUUACAGCAAUCAUGCUCCAGAGUUCACCAAUGUCGCCUGGGUUGGCACGAUCGUGGAAGGAUUGGGACUGACAUUUGCAUUAAAUGUUGAAGCUACUGACCCUGAUUCUGGCAUUCUGGGAGAAAUUACUUAUAGUAUCGUUGGUAAGUAAACGAAACUAACUUUAUUUAUACUGGAUAGCUCUAUCAGUUCUAAACUUCUUCCUAGAGGUACAGUAAGGAUCAUUUAAUUCUUAUUGAUCCAGUGUUACUACAGGAGGAAACCUAAACUAAACUAACUUUAUUUAUACUGGAUAGCUCUAUCAGUUCUAAACUGUUCUUCCUAGAGGUCCAGUAGUAGCCAUGGGUGUUACUACAAGACGACACAAGAAUACAUUACACCAAUUUGUGUCAUGAUGUAGUUUUUGCAUCUACUGUUAAGUAGCCCCAUAUGCCGACAAGUUUACUGGGGAUAACGGGAAACUCAAGUAUUCACGUUUUGGUAAGAUCAUUGGCACUUAUUUCUAAAUUGUAAUUCUAGGUGGAAAUACAAACAAUGCAUUUCAGAUCAACUCGACAGGAGCAAUACUUUCAAGAAUACCCUUGGACUAUGAAAAUGAUACACAAAAAACGUUUGAUUUAACUGUCAUGGUGACAGAUCGAGCAGGAUUGACAGACAUGAGUCAAGUUAGGAUUACUGUUCUUGAUGCAAAUGAUAAUAUCCCUCAGAUUAUUAAUUUGCCUUCACCAGCCGAGUUUAAUAUCAGUGAUAAUGUGCCCGCAGGUUGGUCAAUUUAUAAUUAUAAUCUAGUCCUUUACCUUACUUACUUCCUUUAAUCCUUCCUUUACAUCAACUAUCCUACCCUGUUGUCAUUUUAAGCUUCCUGUCUUCUUUAAUGGCUGGGCUUCGAUUGAAGUUUUGCGUAUGAAGUAUUUUUCAGGUAGUUGAAUAGGGCCUCUCAAUCCUUUUUGGUAAAAAACAUAAUUCCUUCCGUUCUUUCUCCCCAGCCACUCCAUCAUUCAUUCUAUCUCUUCUUUAACCUGUUUCCCACUCUCUUUCAUACUAUAUCCUUCAAUAUCCUUUUCUUCUGUUAGGUACCUUGCUCUACGUUUUACAAGGCGAAGAUCUUGAUUCAGGCAAUAAUGCAGACUUUGAGUUCUUUGGAUCAGCUGUACCAGAUAACUUGACAAUAGAUCACGCAACUGGCCUGAUUAAAGCGAAAACUAAACUAGAAAGUACAAGGUCUUCCAGGUUGGUGACUUUAUAGUCGGAUCUCUUUAUUAGAAACCUAAACUAAACCAUAUUUAUACUGGAUAAUUCUAUCACUUCUAAACUGUUCUCCCUAGAGGUCAAGUAAGGAUCAUCUCGUAUUGAUCUAGUAUCACUACAGGAGGAAACCUAAACUAAACUAACUUUAUUUAUACUGGAUAGUUCUAUCAGUUCUAAACUGUUCUCCCUAGAAGUCCAGUAAGGAUCAUCUCUUAUUGAUCGAGUGUUACUUUAGAAGGAAACCUAAACUAAACUAAAUUUUUUUGUCCUGCAAAUAGAUGGACAUUAUUUUAACGAACUUUUUUCCGUAGCAUCCUGUUUACGGCUUAUGUGAAGGAUAAAGGAAAUCCAAGUCAGUCGAGUUCAAAUUACACCGUUAAGUUCAACAUCAUAUCUGACCCAACCUUGAGCCCAUUUCUCUUGCCAACACUGACCGAGGCCACGGUAUUUGAAAACGCUUCUAUUGGUGACGUCAUCGUAAAGGUCAAUUCUUCUGAGCCUGCAGAUAAUUUCACCAUACUGUUCCAGUUACCCAGCGGUGGUUAUUUCAAAAUUGACAGUCAGGUAGGUUGGGAUGACAUAAUUUUCUCACUUUGAUCACAUCCAGUUGAUCCCCAUCUGCUGCGCGAUAGUUCUUAAUGAAAUCAUAUAUUCGCUUCAAUGUUAUAAUUCGUUUUAUUCUUUAGGGCUCUAUUUCUUUGGCUCGAGGACUGAACCGCGAAACUCUGGAUGGGUAUAGUCUAUUGGUAAUGGCUUCGAAAGCUGGGAGACAAGCUAUUGGAUAUGUGAGUAUACAAUAGUCAUUACCGAUAAACUUAAUUUACUGAAUUAUCUAAACUAACUUUAUUUAUACUGGAUAGCUUGAUCAGUUCUAAACUGUUCUCUCCAGAUGUUCAGUAAGGAUCAUCUCUUAUUGAUCGAGUGUUACUACAGGAGGAAACCUAAACUAAACUAACUUUAUUUAUACUGGAUAGCUCUAUCAGUUCUAAACUGUUCUUCCUAGAGGUCCAGUAAGGAUAUCUCUUAUUGAUCCAGUGUUACUACAGGAGGAAACCUAAACUAAACUAACUUUAUUUAUACUGGAUAGCUCUAUCAGUUCUAAACUGUUCUUCCUAGAGGUCCAGUAAGGAUCAUCUCUUAUUGAUCCAGUGUUACUACAAGAGGAAACCUAAACUAAACUAACUUUAUUUAUACUGGAUAGCUCUAUCAGUUCUAAACUGUUCUUCCUAGAGGUCCAGUAAGGAUUAUCUCUUAUCGAUGCAGUGUUACUACAAGAGGAAACCUAAACUAACUUUAUUUAUACUGGAUAGCUCUAUCAGUUCUAAACUGUUCUCCUCAGAAAUCUCCUUAGAAAUUUUCCUUGACAUAAUAUUCCGUAUUUUUGUAUCCCAGGUUUCUCAAUCCUGUUUUCUUAUUUCGUACUCUAGGUUUCUCAAUCCUGUUUUCUUAUUUCGUACUCUAGGUUUCUAUCACUGUGGUUGACGUGAAUGAUGAAAGUCCAGAAUUUCAGUUCAGGGUUUACAAAGGACAGAUUGAUGAAAAUUCACCGCUUGGCAGUCCAGUGCUUGAGGUCAAAGCAAUUGAUGGUGACGAACAAGAUAUGGUAAGAUUUUUGUUUGGAAAUAUUUUUGUGUAAAUUUUAUACAUUGACAAAUGCAACCAUAAGCCCUCAUGCAGCCCUGCGAUUCGCAUUUGGUCAUCUUCAGUAAUAUCCUACCAUACCAGCCAGCGUGCGGACUACAUCUUCCAGCCAUGCUUCUGAAAUUAAGGAAUGCUUUCUUUCUGUUAGAUUUCCUAUGAAAUCACGUCAGGGAAUACUGGUGGUGUGUUCAAUAUAUCAAGUACUGGCGAAAUACAGAUUGCCAAAAUACCUGAUCAUGAAACUACAUCUUUUUUCAAUCUCACCGUAAGUAGGAACUUGUUGUUUUAUUGAGUUUUUUGGACGCUUUCUGGUCUAAAAUAUUGUGUGUUUUUUUCACAAGUGUUCGACUGUUCAAGUCUGGUUAACGGGUGUUUAACAGUCUGGCAAUCAAAAGCUUGAGAAAUAAAUAUAUAUUUUAUACCAAAGAGCGUCCCACAACGUAUUUCGAAUAAUUCAGGUUUCACCUCAAACAUCAUUAAAUUUAUUUUAAAAGCAUUGAUGUAGGAUCUCUUCCUGCAUUUUCUUAUCUGUAUGUUUCCGGUUUAACUUACGUGGUGUUUCUACAAACAAAAAGUAUUAAAUGUUUAUCGCCAUGCAAACCUAGUACAAAGAACUUAUCCUCUUAGGUUGUUGCAAGUGAUGGUGUGGGGACAGGAAUGACGUUUGUUGAAAUUACUAUCAUGGACGUGAAUGACAAUGUUCCUGAAUUCCUCAAUUCUUCAUACAGUUUCAGCUUGCCUGAGGUAAAAUAUAACCAUGCAUUCUUAACCGCAUUGCAUAGUACCACGAACUGAGUCGGCAACCACAUUUUGAGAUGGAAAUAUUUCAUUGAAUUACUAAAACGUUAUCUGGUGAAUUUUAAAUAUGUCAGAAGUUUCACUCGUGUAUCUAAUGCUGGUUUCUGUAUCGUAAACAUAUUAAGAUUCAUAUUUUAACCUUUUAAAUACCGUUAUUUAGGAUACACCUGGUGGAGCUUCGGUGUUACAAGUAUCUGCAAAAGAUGAGGACGGCGACAUAAUUGUAUAUUCUAUUUCAGGUAUGAUAUUUAGUUUUGGUAGUUUGCUAGUUAUAGGAUGUUAGUAGCCAAAACUAACCUGUAACAAAGGGUAUUUUAAAUCAUUUUCAGUUCAAACACAAACCAUGACAGCUUGUAAAUGUUAUUCUUCAGGUGACGAUGGAAGAUUUACAAUUGACUCACUUACUGGAGUGAUAUCCACCACAGCUAACCCUCUGGAUUUUGAAGAAACUUCUUCGUACACAUUGAACGUCACCGCUACUGAUCCUGGAGGAUUGAAGGCAAGAUUAAGUGAACUUUCAUUAUUGUAUUACUUUAUCUGUUUGCAAGCAGUGGUCAAGUACAUUGUCUAUCAAGUCAUUAUGUUUUUGUCUGAGUUUAUGCUCAUUUGUGCACGGACGCCGUUGUUGACCGUACACACGAGAAGUAAACUUGUCAAGGAAACUUAUCAAAGAAAACUUGUUGACCCUACACACAAGAAAGUAAACUUGUGAUGUACGGGGCUUUAUUGUCAUAAAAUCUCUUUUUCGUCUAUAGUCAUCAGUGCUUGUGAAACUCAACAUCACAGAUUCAAACGACAAUGCUCCAAUAUUUUCUCACUCGUCUUACAACGUCACAAUUCAAGAGAACUAUGUUGGACCUUUGACUUCUUUGGUUAUCAACGCAAGUGACAAAGAUUCUGGGAGUAAUGGUCACCUGACGUUUUCGAUUGUCGACGGAUCCUCACUGUUUGCCAUUGACGCUACGACGGUAAAUAUAUUGAAAUGCUUGCUUUCUGCUGAGCUGCAGACUCUGUUAUGUCCAGUGUUAUACUACGGGAGGAUUCAAAACUCAGUUAUCAAAUGCCAAAACUCCCUUUUCAAAUGCCAAAACCCCGUUUUCAAAUGCCAGAACUCCGUUUUCAAAUUCUAAAACUCUGUUUACAAAUUCCAGAACUCCCUUUUCAAAUGCCAAACUCAGUUUUCAAAUGCUAGAACUCCUUUUUCAAGAGCCAGAACUCCGUCUUUAAAUGCUAAAUCUCUGUUUUCAAAUGCCAGUAUUCUCUUUUCAAGUGUCACAACUGAGUUUUCAUAAUGGCAUAAGUACCUUUUCAAAAACCAGAACGCCGUUUUCGAAGGCCAAAACUAUGUUUUCAAAGGCCAGAACUCCCUUUUCAAAUGCAAAAACUCAGUUUUCUAAUGCCAGAACUUCUGUUUCAAAAGCCAGAACUCCGUUUUCAAAUGCUAAAAGUCUGUUUUCAAAUGCCAGAACUCCCUCUAUACGAACAGCCCCUAAUACUUAAGAACUCUAUUAGUUCGAAACUAGUCCAGUGUGGUUAAAUAUUUUAUAAUUAAUGUUUAAAGUUAAUUUAUCCAGGGAGAACUGAACGUGACCGUUCCAGUGGAUCGCGAUGAUGCUGGAUUAACGAACGAUGAAUAUUGUCGUGGUGUCUUGAUCUUGACCAUCGAGGCUUCAGAUAAUGGCACUCCAAAACUUUCUGACACUGCCACGGUAUGAAUAAAAUAUUUCACAAUCUAUUUACCACUUAUUGCUACAGGGAAACAGAGACAGGAUUGGUAGCACAGCAGUUAGUGUCUCUUUCACCUUUUCUGCAGUAACACUAAACUGAUAAAGAAGCCCCUUACUGGACCUCUAGGAAGAACAGUUUAGACGUGAUAAAACUAUCCUAUCCAGUAUAAAUAAAGUUAGUUUAGUUUAGGUUUCCUCCUGUAGUAACACUGGAUCAAUAAGAGAUGAUCCUAACUGGACCUCUAGGGAGAACAGUUUAGAACUGAUAAAGCUAUCCAGUAUAAAUAAAGUUAGUUUAGUUUAGGUUUCGUCCUGUAGUAACACUGGAUCAAUAAGAGACGACUCUUACGGGAUCUCAAGAGAGAACAGUUUAGAACUGAUAAAGCUAUCCAGUAUAAAUAAUAAAAUAAAGUUAGUUUAGUUUAGGUUUCCUCCUGUAGUAAAACUGGAUCAAUAAGAGACGACUCUUACGGGACCUCAAGGGAGAACAGUUUAGAAGUGAUAUAGCUAUCCAGUAUAAUAAACUUUUCCUUAAACUAGUCUGACUUAUAGAUUUCCUUUUCUACAGGUUACCAUACUAGUGAUGGACAUCAAUGAUAAUGUCCCGAGCUUUUCACGAUCAUCGUACGAAACAGUUAUAUCUGUUCUUGAUACUGGAAACGUUGUACGUGUGAUGACGAGUGAUCCCGAUUGUGAUGUGAAUAAUGAUAUUCAAUAUUCCUUUACAUCAGGUAGGAGUUUGGUAUAAUUGGGUUUCAUUAAGCAGAUGUUGGGUUUCAUUAAGCACAUUAUGUUUUAUAUUUGUAGUCAAUGGUAGCAGCUUAUUUGCCAUGAAUGCAACAACUGGAAAUAUUAGCAUUGUCCAAUCACUAGUGAGUAAACAUUUUAUAUAAUAAGGAAAGUAAUUUCUCUUGACGGAUGAUCUGUCUAUGUGUAUAAAUACAGCAUUAAGCGAAUUGUGAGGAAAGUAUCAGACAUGAUUUGUUCUUGGAACCAUUGCCAGUAUAGAUCACGUUAUUAUAGCUGUUAUAGUUCAUGUGGAGACAAUCCUUUAUGAUGAUUCCUCUAGUAUUAAAUGAAGCCUAAUAUCAGUUAUGUUUUAACAUAAAAUCGUACACUUUUUUUUCAGAACGGUAGUCAGGGAGUGUAUUUCCUGAACGUGACAGCUUCAAAUGAACUCGCAAGUCCGAAGUUACAAAACAGUGUCGUAGUCACUAUUACAGUGAUCGAGAAUAAGAAUUAUGCUCCAGUAUUUGAUAGAGAUCAGUAUUCAUUUAAUGUAUCUGAAAAUGCUGAGAUUGGAGUUACUAUUGGGAGUGUCUCAGCUUCGGAUAUAAAUAAGGUACUGAGCUCAUUCUAUAUAAAUUUGAUUGUCCCCUCACCUUCUCUGCAAUGUCUACCACCCCACAUCUUCUUCUGAUCUCUUCAUUCCAUAAUGUUUAUGACCAGCUCUCCUUCAUCUCAUCUUAUUACGUGUCAUCCCAUACCAUCUCAACCUUGCUUCUCUCACCUUCUCUGCAAUGUCUACCACCUCACAUCUUCUGAUUUUGAAGACAAUUUUGAAUUAUUUUUGUGUAGAACAAAGAGGGAGUGUUUAUCUACUCAAUCGAAAACCCCGGUUAUGUAAUACCGUUUGACAUUGAUCCCACAACAGGCGUUAUCACUCUAGUACGAGAGCUUGACAGAGAAACCCAUCAAAAUUAUACAGUAUGUUGGAUUUUGUUUUUUGUUUUAUAUCCGAGACAUGUUAUUCUCGAUUCGGAUAAAAGAUAUAAAUAAACAGAGUAAUAUUACUGCCUCUUUUCAUAACAAAAAAACCUAUAGUUCUGGUUUUGUAUUCUGAGAAGUAGGUCGGAAAUAGGUCGGUAGUAUAUCGGUAGUAGGUCGGAAUGGGUCAGAGAAAUAGGUCGAUAAGUAGGUCGGAAAUAGUUCGAAAGUAGGUCGGUAAGUAGAUCGGAGAACGGUGAAGUAUGUCGGUACGCAGUCGGUAUAGGUCUGAGAAAAUAGGUUGGAAGUAGGUCGGAAAUAGGUCGGUAAGUGGGUCGGAAAUGGUCGAUAGUAGGUUGUUGAAGCCAUGACUUUAGAACACCGUAUUUGUAAUGAAAUCACUGUUUAUUUUCACGUUUAUUACAAAUGUAGUUUUGUACAGUAAGUUACUUUCACGAGGAAGUUCAACUAACAACACAACAAUCCCAUCAUGCAUUUGUCUCUCAGUAUUACGUCAUACUAAUAUUUGGAUAACAUACAGUUUUAUAUUGAACUCAACACCCUCACUUGUUAUCAGAAUAUAAACUAAUUACCACAACCGAACACGAUACUUUUAAAAUUAUCUAGUUUACAUUUUGUGGGUGGCUUUGUUAGGAUAUCAGCUACCAUAUCUUGGGUAGGACAAUAUACAAUAUCGAUCAUGCCUUUAACAUACAUUUCACGUACAAAGUGGUACUUUAUGUCAAUAUGCUUAGAACGUUGUCUGUUAACUGGGUUCUUACUUAGUGCAAUUGCCCCUUGGUUAUCAACACUUACCUUCAUACUCUGAUGUACUUUCUUAUACAUACCGUUUAACAAUUGAGUUAGAUACAAACACUCUUGAGCUGUAUUUGCUAAAGCUACAUAUUCAGCUUCGCAAGUGGAAAUGGCAACCGUUGGUUGCUUUCUCGACUUCCAUGAAAUCAGUGGUCCUCCUUCAGUUAGAGUACAACAGUAACCUGUAGUACUUCGCCUGUCUUCCAGGCAAGAGGCCCAAUCUGAAUCACUAUAAGCAGUGAGCUGCAAGUCAGCAUCAGAUUUCUUAAAGCAGAGUUCAUAAUCCACGGUACCCUUUAGAUACCUUAGGACAUGUUUGGCAGCAAUUAAAUCUCCCGUUCUGGGGUUUGACAGAGUUUGAGACAGUCUGCUUACAAUCCAACUUAAAUCAGGCCUUGUACAGGUCAUGGCAUAAAUUAGGCUUCCUAUCAUUUCUCUAUACUGUCUGGCGUUGGUCAAUUCACCACAGUUAAAUUCUAAUCGUUGCUCACAUGGGGUUAACCUGGGCUUGCAGUCUAUCAUUCCAAAUCUCUCUAGUAUUUUAAGAAUGAAUCUUUUCUGAUUAAUUUUUAUUUCAUCCUUGCUUUGCUUAAAAUCCAUUCCAAGGAAGAAAGUGAUUCUACCUAGAUCUUUCAUCUUAAAUUGUGUCUUCAUACUUUCUUUAAAUUCUUCCAUUAACUGCAUACUAUCUGAAGCUAUGAUUAGGUCAUCAACCCAAACAAUGACGAUAACAAUUUUAUCAUCAACUUGUUUCUUAUAUACACAGUGAUCAGCAUGGUUUCUGACAAAACCGUCAUUUGCUAAAUGCUCGUGUAACAAUAUGUUCCAAUUUCUACCUGAUUGUUUUAGACCAUACAGCGAUUUCUUUAGCCUAUAUACUAACCUCUCACCACUCUCUGAAACCUCUUCAAACCCUUGUGGCUGGUCUAUGUAUAACUCUUGAGUAAUGGGGGCAUGCAGAUAUGCAGUUUUAACGUCCAUCUGGUGGACAAUAAGAUCAUGUUUUACUGCUAACUGCAUUAAGACCCUAAUUGAAGUAAUACUGGCUGUCGGGGCGAAAGUUUCUUGAUAAUCUAUACCCUUUAUCUGGCUGUAACCCUUCGCUACAUAUCUGGCUUUAAAGGACUCUAUGCCAUUCUGAUCUUGUUUGGUUGUGUACACCCAUUUUCCCCCUACUGAAGCUUUACCUUCUGGUAAAGUUGAUAAUUCGUAAGUAUCAUUUUCCUUCAGAGAGCUGAUCUCUUCUUUCAUUGCUUGCUCCCACUCCCUAGCUUGAGGUGAUCCCAUGGCUUCUGUGUAAUUUUGUGGUAAUCCACAAACUUUGUAGCAGUAAUCUACACUAAUGUGGGCACAAUCGGCAUUCUUAGGGAGGAGGGUGUCCUCUUCUAGGUAUCUGGGAGGGUUCCUUUCUCUUUGAGGAUACCGUUUUGUCUCACUGUCAUUCUCAGUAUGGCUGCAAUGCCUUCCCUCACUAUCCCUAGGCUCCUCAUCAGGCACUGUAUUUGGCGGCAUUGCACUUAAAACAGGGAGGUUCAUACUAUCUAAGUCUGAUCUAGUAUCAUGGUCAGAUUUCUCAUGUACAUCACAAUCCCUGCUGGACUCAUCAGUUUGUGUGUGCUGUUCUACACUACAUUUCUUGAUGAAUCUAAUGAGUCGAUGUGUCAUGAUUUUCCCAUUUUUUGGGUAGUACACUAGGUAAGAAGGGCUAUUUUUGUCGUAUCCCACAAAUACCCCCUUGCUGCAUCUUGAGUCUAAUUUCUUAUGCUCCUGUUCGUAAGCAAAACAUUCAGAUCCAAAGAUCCACAUUUUAGAAAGAUAAGGUACUUUCCCAGUAAGGCUAAAGUAGGGUGUUGUCUUUGUUCUCUUAUUAAAACAUCUAUUCCUAAUGUGAGCUGCGGUUUGAAUUGCAUAGGGCCAGAGAGUUUUGGGUAACCCUGAUUGAAGAAGAAGACAUCUGCCCAUUUCGAACAAUGUGCGCCAGUGCCUUUCGGCGGUGCCAUUCUGGUGUGGCGAGUAGGGAGCAGAAGGUUCAUGUUUUAUGCCACGCUCCCUUAGUAGUGUUUGAAACGCCUUACCUGUAAAUUCUGAGCCAUUGUCAGAACGGAUGCAACUUACCUUGCCAUAAGGAGUGAUGUCUGCUAGAAAUUUCUCUGUUGCUACAAAGGUGUCACUUUUACAUUUCAGAAAGUAAACAAAUACUGCUCCUGAGAAAUCAUCAGUAAAAGCUACGCAGUACUUAAACCCCUCUCUUGAUACAGGAGAAACUGGACCUGCCAAAUCCACAUGCACUUUCUCCAAUGAUUUUUGAGAUCUUGCAUCAGGAAUCCUACUCCUGCUGUUUACAAAUUUUCCUUCUACACAUGUAUUACAACCUAACUUAGAUGACUCAAUUUUACCUGAGAAUUUCAUGCCCUUAACUACCCCCUGUAGUUUUAUAAUAUCUUCAAAAUUGCAGUGCCCUAGGAUUUCAUGCCAUGUGUUAAUAGCAUACGAGAGAUUUACUUAUCUACUUCACUUACGCUAUCGUUCUCAUGACUGUCUAUGGAAGUCAAAUAGUACAACCGUCCAUGUUCUUCAAUUUCAACAAUGGUACCAUCUUCAAGGGUUAGCUCACCAGUAUCUUGGGCAAAUCGAAGCUCGGCUCCAUUUGAUGUGGCUGCCUUCACUGCGAAAAUAUCUUGAGGAUAGGAUGGUAUAUAUAAGGCGUUUUUCAGCACCGUUUUCACACAUUUUCCAUUUGUAUCUUUCAGAAACACUUCAGCAUCCCCUCGUUUCAAUGCAAUAUUACUGGCUCGUGUGCCAUCAGCCAGUUUAAUGUAAUGUUUUGAUGGUUUAAAUGUCAUGUCUAUUUGCUUUAAAAUAUCAGUAGUAACAAUGUGAGAAGUGGCACCUGUGUCAACCAACAUUCCCAUUCGAUUGAUUUUCCCUGUUGCUUCGUCGUUAACUUUGAAUGCAAAUGAAUGUUCAUCUUUAGAGGUGUUUUCUUUCUCCGACACCUGUUUGGUUUGGUCUUUGCUCUUUUGCUGACUUCUGCAGGUGCUAUCCGAGUGUGUUGUACUUUUGUGAUAGUUACACCACUUCUUCUCGCUCUUAGCAGGGCACUCUCUGACUAAAUGCCCUCUUUUCCCGCAGCCAUAACAUGUCAUUGUUUGCGAAGGAAACUCAGCUUUCAUUACCUGAUCAACUUUCGGUUUGGUGUUGAGCUUUUCCGUUUCUUCGAAGCUCCUCAACAUGCUCUUAAACUUCGCGAACGUUAUCUCACUUGCACUUUGGGACACAUGUAUCGAGAACGGUUUAUAUGAAUCAGGCAGCCCCUUUAAGAUCAUAGCAAUUAUUAGCCCAUCGCUUAACGUUUCUUUGGCGUUCUUAAGCGCUGUUAUUGCUUUCUCGGCUCUUAUUAAGUAAUCUGUGACUGUCUCGUGAAGUGCUUUUUCAAGUGACGUUAGCUCAGAGUAGAGUGUGAUGAUUCUUGGUUUGCCUUGAUUUGCAUAAUGGUCUCGGAGUAUUUGUAAAGCCUUUCGGCCAUCGGGUCAUUCCAUUUAUUAUCCGCACCCCCCCCUAUGGAUGAGCGGAUUCCUACCGGUCAGAUAUUAGGACUUAGGGGAUUCCUACUGGUCAGAUAUUGGGAAUUAACAGAUUCCUUUGGCCCGAUUCCUACCGGUCAGAUAUUGCCGUCAAGGUGUAGCAUACUAUAUUGCCAAAUAUUUAUUAUGAGAAUCAUAAUAAUUUCAUUUAUUAUUCUCACCCCCCCCCCCGGUCUGACAUUGGGAAUUGGUAGAUUCCUACCGGUGAGAUAUUGGCAAUUAGCAGAUUCCUACCAGUGAGAUAUUGGCAAUUAGCAGCAUUCCUAGGGUUUAGAUUGAUACUGUCGAUUCCAACAGGGUACUUCUCUGAAAUCCGAUUCCUACAGGUAACAUUUUUACCAGAGCUCAUCCAUAGGGGGGGUGCGGAUAAUAAAUGGAAUGACCCAUCGUCGGUAGCAUCCCUCAUUACCAAUGACAGACUGGUGUCGUCCAAACACUGUAUAAGCUCGGCGUAGCAUUCUUCGUUCUUUGUUGCGUCAGCCUCUUCUUCAGACGGCAGGAUAGUAUCCUUUAGUUUUAAUAACCUCAUGUGCGCGAGGAAUUUCGCUUCCCACAGUUCGUAAUUGCUUUCGUUUCCAUCGAAAGUCAACCUUGACCCGCGUGAUUCUCUGCUGGGCCCAUAACCUGUUGAAGCCAUGACUUUAGAACACCGUAUUUGUAAUGAAAUCACUCUUUAUUUUCACGUUUAUUACAAAUGUAGUUUUGUACAGUAAGUUACUUUCACGAGGAAGUUCAACUAACAACACAACAAUCCCAUCAUGCAUUUGUCUCUCAGUAUUACGUCAUACUAAUAUUUGGAUAACAUACAGUUUUAUAUUGAACUCAACAUAGGUCGGAAAUAGGUCGGUAGUAGGUCGGUAAGUGGGUCAGAAAUGGUCGAUGGUAGGUCGGAAUAGGUCGGAAAUGAAUGAUUCCAUUUUCUCCAUCCAGCUUGUCGUGGUUGCGCAGGAUUUCGGCGAACCAGCAUUACGUCAUACUACCAAUGUGUUUAUUUCUGUCGAUGACGUCAACGAUGUAGUUCCCAAGUUUGAGCAAGAUGAACAAAGGUAUGCAAAAAUAUUUCGAAAAACACAAAGGGGUGGGGGAGAUUUUUUUGUAAUAUUGGGGGUUUACUGAAAAGGGGUCGGUUGGUUUUUCAAAAAGAGGGAUGAGCAAACAGCUGGGUACUUUCACGGAUUCACGAAAGGGUACUUAUUUAAAUUCUGUGUACGGCCCUGGACCCUCUUAGAGCUCUAACUUGUUGCGCCAAAGUGCCAGAACCCACCUAUUCUAAGCAUAGUAAUUUAGUUUUAUUUCUUCUCCCAUAGAUUCAGUGUUUCAGAAAACAUCACAGUCGGUUCUCUGGUGGGCACAGUCUCUGCCAUCGAUCAGGAUGCGGACCAAUUCGGAGAUCCAGUAUAUGUCAUACAUGGCGGGAACGACGCCGGCCAUUUUCGUAUCGAGAACUCGACAGGAAAGAUUUACCUUGUGAAAAGCUUGGAUCGCGAAAUAGUCAACAUUUUUGAACUCACAAUUUACGCUUAUAAUCAUGGCAGCAAUAUUGCAAGAAAACGCAGAGACACAGGUAUGGAAUUAUAGACUAAAGAAACCUAGACUGGAAAUUUUUAUUAGUCCUAACCCAUCCUCCACAGUCGCGCAGUACAUACAUUUUCGUCCAGAUAGGACUCAAAUUUUUCGAGAAAUUUCCAAAUCAAAAUUUGAGUUCUUUCUGUCAUUAGAAAUGUUCUAAAUCAAAAUUUGAGUUUCUUUAGGAGGAAACUAAACUAUGUGCAUAUUGGUUAGUUUUAUCAGUUCUAAACUGUUCUCGCAUGGGGUCCAGUAAGGUAAUUUCUUUUGUGUAUCUUUUUUAGGUGAUAAUUUUGAUGUUUUGAAAGUGGUUAUUGAAGUCACCGAUAUUAACGAUAACUAUCCGGAAUUUGAUAUGAAAAAAUAUGUCGCAGGUUAGUUCAAUAUAUUUGCAUUGGAAAGAAUAUUAUAGAUAGUGAAAUUUACGGUUUGUUUUAAUAUUUUGCAGGAUUUACAAACACACCUGGUACAAAUGUAACCACAAUUCACGUAAGUUAGACUACGAUUACACAAGCUAUACCAGAUAACUUUCCGUAGCGACGCGACAAAGCACCUAUCCGAUACGGAAUGUACAACUUUCAGAAGUUGCGCGAAACAACAUCUCUCCUUUGCAAUAAUUCCAAUUAGUAUAAUUACAUAGGUGAUUAUUGAAAAUUCUCCACGCUGAUUGGUUACCGUUGAGGUGAUUAUUACGCGAUAAUCACCUAAGCGAUUUUCAAAAUGGCGGCCGAAGCCGUUUUGUCAAUUAAAAGACGAAUAAAUGUGCAUUUUUAAAUUUUUUCCCAAAUAAUCACCUAUGAAAUUAUACUAAAACAAUUAUUCACCUCAGGCUCGGUGAUUAUCGUGAAUAAAAACCUCGACUUCGUCUCGGUUUUUAUUCACCGAUAAUCACCUCGCCUUCGGCGAAUAAUUGUUAAAUAUAAUUACAAAUUAACGAGGUUAUUAGGCUUUUGUGUGGGCCAAACAUAUUUUACCAAAUUUUCUUUCUGCGGAAAAUUUUCCUGAGAGGAAAUGGGCCUUAAUUAAAGGUUCAACUUUGAGCUCAGCGCAGAACUCGUCAAUUGUGACGAGCAAUCGUAAAGGCUGAUUUCCACUGUUGCGUUUUGCAUACGUACGUAUACGCACGUAAAACUUUAAAUCCGUUUAAAUGUUACUCAUGAAAUAACCAAAUAAAUAAAGCAACAGAAUUUAGUGUUCCGCAAGUUUUAGUAUGCAUUUGUUAACUUAUUUGUAAAAUAUUUAAAAAAUAGAAGGAUUCAAAGUUUUACGUACGAAAAACGCAACAGUGGAAAUCAGCCUUAACUACGAAUUGUAAAAGGAUAGCCUAAAAGGUUUGGCAUAUUUUUCUCUAGGCAACAGAUAAAGACGACGGGGAGAAUGCGAACAUCAUUUACUCGAUCCAAAGUGGAAACGAUGCUGGUGCCUUCGCUAUCGAUCCUGACACUGGUCUCAUUACAACGACUGAAAAUGUUAGUCAAAUAACCGACGGACAUCUCACAUUAACCGUUGUCGCUCGCGAUUCGUCAGUACAAGGGACGCCAAAGAAAGCACAACCUGCCACUGUCACGGUAUGUAAAAUAAUUAGAGAAUGUCAGGAUUUUGGUCAUAUACACUCGAUACAACUUUACUAUUUCUUGAGAUAUUUGAACAGAAAAAAUCACAAAUCAGCGAGCUUUGCGCCAUCUUGGAUUUUGGCGGAUAUGCAUGUGACAUCAUAAGCAGGGUCACGCAAGAAUUUUAUCCAUAGAGCAAUUGGUUAUUAUGAGCUCAAAAUCAUAUACUUUAGUAACUAUUUGAAAUAAAAAACUGUCUGACUUUUCAAACAAGACAUAAUGUUAUGUGGUCAUUUAGAUGUAGUUUUAUAUGGCUAACCCUGCUUAUGACUUCACUAAAAUCACCGAUAAUGAGAUAAAAAUCAAUCCAAGAUGGCGGUCGGCAAAUUAUUUUAAGUCGAAAUAUUUCAAGAAAUAAUAAAGUUACGCAAAAUCGGUAAAGGAGAUUAACAUAUAAUUUUAAAAGUUCUUUAAAAUGAAAUAAUAAAAAAAUAUAUUGCUGUAUCUCUUUAACUUAUAAUUCAUUUCUGUCUCAUUCUCUAAUUCUCAGGUAUACAAACUACCAGAAACGGAUCCCCUAGAUUUGCAAGUGAGCAGUGAUCUGGACGAAGAUCAAAUCAGAGAGUAAGACUUUCCUACAACUGAGUUGUAGAAAUAUUAACUAUUAAUUUUUAACUGACUUCUCUACCGUCCCGAUUUACUGGUAUUUUAGAAAAAUUUCAAAAUGUCCUGUUGGACUGAAUGUUCGACAAAAUCCCCUGUCUUCCUCUAAGUUUUAAGACACUAAAUAAAUAUUGAUUUCCUUUCCUUUGGGUUCAUGAAUUAUUGAUAAGUUUGAGAAGUAAUCUUAUAUUGUAGAAGUAGUAAAAGUAUCAAUAAUUCUCAUUCAUUUUCACCAUUCAUUUUUAACAGACUCUUGCAGAAUAUAACUGGACCUGGUUAUGACAUUAUCAUCCAAAGUAUCACUCCUGAUGGUUUACUGUGAGUCCUCAUUUUCAUUUCAUCGAAAUGUCGAACUGAAUUAACGAAAAAUCGUUAAACAAUAAUCUCAUAACACAAACCUGAUUUUUCACAUAUAUGUUUAUCUUUUUUAGAUCUAAUGUGAAAUACUAUGUUAUCAACAACAAUGUUUUCCUGACGCAAGAGGAAAUGACGAAG